AUGAGCACCUUCGGAGAGAUCCUAAAGGAGAUUGGGGAGUUUGGUUUGUUUCAGAAACGGUUAUUGGCUGUGUUAUGCAUCCCCAGCAUAUUCGGUGCUUUUGAUGUGAUCAGUCAGGUAUUUACAGGAAUGAGCUUUCCACAUCACUGUAACACUGACUGGAUCUUGGAGCGUGGACCAAACCUGACCGAUGAGAGAAAAAGAAAUCUCACCAUCCCUGUGAACGAGGAUGGAAGAUUUGAAAGCUGUAAAAUGUUCACACCUGUGGAUUUGGAUUUGGAAACCAUUGAAGCAUAUGGACUUAACACUACAACUGAAUGCAUAGAUGGAUGGGACUAUGAGGCACCUUUAGGAGCUUCCAGCAUUACAACAGAGUUCAAUCUGGUUUGUGACAACAGAGGUUUGAUUGAAGCAUCACAGUCCAUCUACAUGGCAGGAUAUAUGGUUGGAGCGCUGGUGUUUGGGGCAAUUUCUGACAGGUUCGGACGGCGCUUUGCAAUCCUACUCUGCCUCUGUCUUCUUCUACUAAUGUUUAGUACAGGUGCUGCUUUCUCACCAAACGUCUAUGUGUACAUGGCCUUAAAAUUUUUCAGUGGGACGUCAGGAGGUGUCAAUAUUAUGAACACAUCUGUGAUGGGAGUGGAGUGGACUGACCCCUCUAAGGCUGCUCUCUGCACAAUGUUAAUCAUAAUGUUCUUUGCUGUUGGACUGAUGCUGUUGUCUGGCAUUGCCUAUUUAAUCCGCAACUGGAGGAUCCUGCAGUUGGUGCUCUUCAGCCCUCUUCUCCUUGUGCUGGGAUUCUUGUACUGGUUUCUCCCAGAGUCAGCUCGCUGGCUGAUGACCCACGGCAGGAAUGAGGAGGCACAAAAGGAGAUUCAGAGGGCAGCCAGGGUGAACAGGAGGACUGUCCCAGAAGAUCUGCUGGACAAUCUCAAGAUCGAGGGUACAUCCGAAAGAAGAAACAUGCUAGACAUAUUCCGUAAAUCGUAUUUGAGAAAACGUACUCUCAUAAUGGGCUAUAACUGGUUUUCAACAAGUCUUAUGUAUUACGGAUUUAGCCUGAAUGUUGGCAGUUUUGGUCUGAAUAUCUACCUCACACAGUUCAUUUUUGGUGCUGUUGAAAUUCCUGCAGUCCUGAGCGGUUUGGCUCUAAUUCAACAUUUUGGAAGGAGAAUAUGUCAAUCAGGCUUCCUGUUCUUUGGGGGUGCUGCUUGCCUUGUGGUCCUUGCUAUCCCAAAAGAUCUUCCUGUGGUGGUAACUAUCAUAGCCGUGCUGGGGAAAUUUGCUGCUACUGCCUCUUUCAACAUAGCCUACGUUUACACGGCAGAAUUAUACCCAACUAUUUUAAGGCAAAAUGGCUUUGGUGUAAACUCCAUGUGUGCUCGUGUGGCGGGCAUCCUCGCUCCACUAAUCAGGCUCCUGGACGUCUACCAUCACACCAUCCCCAUGCUCAUAUACGGCAUCAUUCCCAUUUUUGCUGGAGGUUUCUGUUUACUACUGCCUGAAACCCUCAAUGUUGAACUGCAGGACAACACCAAGCUCAAGAACCCAAUGAAUGGACAUGCUGCAACCAGUGCUGCACAAGUUAUUGAAGAACAUUUAAUUUAAACAAUUU
Molecule: messenger RNA, 1615 nt
Organism: Plectropomus leopardus (leopard coralgrouper)
Lineage: Eukaryota; Metazoa; Chordata; Actinopteri; Perciformes; Serranidae
Product: solute carrier family 22 member 13-like
Biological process (GO): transmembrane transport
Cellular component (GO): membrane
Molecular function (GO): transmembrane transporter activity
Source: RefSeq, a predicted model, not a curated record